AUGGAGGCGCUGCUGUCUGCAGUUGCUAGCGACCUCGUCGGCCGGUUGAUCUCCUUCCUCAUCAGCAAGUUCCAGGAGCCCGGCUCCACCACCACCGACGACGACGUCGUCAGGCUGCAGCGAGCGCUGCUGCGAGCCCGCGUCGUCGUCGAGGAGGCCGAGGCGCGGCAGGUCACCAACCGGGCGAUGCUGCUGCAGCUCAACCAGCUGAGGGGAGAGAUGUGCCGGGGCGCCUACGUGCUCGACGCCUUCACGAGGCGAGCCGUCGAGCGCAGCAGGAGGAGACCGCACGCCACGGCGAGGCGGUCGCUCGGCUUGCCUCCGGGCAGUGACGCCACAGGUGAGCUGUCUGUUCUGGUGGACACCCUGGAAGCUGCGCUGAGCGACAUGAGGGAGUUCAUCGUGCUCCUCGGUGCCUGUCCACGUCUCAACCGCCAGCCGUACAGCUUCUACCUGUUCAUGGAGACGUGCAUGUUUGGCCGGCAGAUAGAGAAGGAGCAGAUCGUCAGCUUCCUGCUACAACCUGCUAAAGAUUUGGAUGUUCUUCCGGUCAUCGGCCCUCACGAAGUCGGCAAGCGGACUCUGGUUGAGCACGCGUGCCUCGAGGAGAGGGUGCGAGAGAAAUUCGCCAAGAUUCAUUAUCUUAACAGUGAUAAUCUUAUUCUACCGAGCCAUGAGCAUCAUCAAGGGUUGAUCGACACCGCUGCUAGAUCUCUGUUCGUGAUCGACCUCGCCGGCGGCGACGUGGACGAGGAAGAGCGAUGGAAAAGGUUCCGCUCGUCCGUUCGCCGCCGCGCGCACGGAGAGAGCAAGGUCGUAAUCAUCAGCAGGACGGAGGCGCACUCGGGCCUGGGCACCGUGCCGCCGCUCAGGCUGCGCAAGCUGCGCCGGGAGGAGCUCUGGUACCUGUUCAAAGCGAUGGCGUUCGGAGGCUCCGACCCGGAGGAGCGCCCGGAGCUGCUGCGCGUCGCCAUGGCGCUGUUCGCCGGCAUCCCGGACCUCACGCCGUUCGCCGCGGUGAACAAGAUCGCCGCGUCGCUCCGCGCCGACCUGAGCGCGCGGUCCUGGCGCCGCGUCCUGAAGGUGUCCACCGGAGUGACGGUGCUGCAGCUUGGCGCCGGUGAGUGGGGGAUUUAUUACCCCCGCGUGCCGGUGAAGGGCGCCCCGCCGAAUGCUCCGUGCUUGUUCUACGACAGGCGAAAGUCGACGGGCAUGGCACGGAGCGAGCUCCCGACGGUGACGAUGCUGGAGGUUGGCAGAGGCGUCGAAUGGGCCGGGGAGAAGCGGUUUGACGUGCUGGUGUGGCAAUCCCGCAUCCCUCCGUACGCGAGCUACGUCGCGACGUGCGACAUGGAGAGAGCUGCUAAGGUGGAGGCCGGCAAGAAACGGCGUCUGAAUAAGAGGAGGAGAGGCCAACUGGUUCGUGGCUCCGGCAAAGAGAAGGCGGAGCUAGGGGAAGACGUUCAGUGA
Setaria italica (foxtail millet) is the source of this 1470-nucleotide messenger RNA. RefSeq names its product disease resistance protein RGA2. Lineage: Eukaryota; Viridiplantae; Streptophyta; Magnoliopsida; Poales; Poaceae. The record is from RefSeq and is a predicted model, not a curated record. The transcript has a single exon. The coding region runs from base 1 to 1470 and encodes 489 amino acids.